Rotaria socialis is the source of this 2682-nucleotide messenger RNA. NCBI's taxonomy places the organism in Eukaryota, Metazoa, Rotifera, Eurotatoria, Philodinida, Philodinidae. The record is from the annotation of a GenBank genome assembly.
AUGUCUUUAAACUAUGCAAGAGAAUUAUUAAAAAUAAGUUUAAGUCAAUUAUGUGAUUCAAUUGGAUUUGAUACAACAUCAGAAAUAGCAUUAGAUAUUUUAGUUGAUGUUUGUGAAAGACAAUUUCAAUCAUUAUCUAAACAAACAUCAAAUCUUAUUCAAUUGAAUAAUCGUUAUCAAGAAAAUUAUUUUGAUAUUUUAUCAAUUUUAUUGGAAAAUAAUCAUGAAAAUCUUGAUCAAUUACAAGAUUAUAUGUUUAAAUUUCAGUCGUCAACAUUUCCAAAAGAUAUUAUUCAAUUUCCAUUCAGAAAAAGAAAUCAAAUUUACUUAAGAAUUCCACCAAAAGAUUCACAAGAAAUAAUUCAACGAGAUCAAAAUUCAUCAACAGAGUAUAUUUACGAUUGGUUGCCACUUUUUCCUGAUCAAGAAACACCUGAACAGUCAUCAUUGAUUAAUAUUGAUACAAAUAUUGAUGCAACUAUUUAUCAAGACCAACAAAAAAAAUUUGAUAAAUCUGAUUCUCAUCAUCCAUUGACACUUUUAUCGUUCUUAAGUAAAAAUGGUGACGAACCAACAUCAGUACCAAUUGGUAAACGACCAAAUCAAUCAUUACCUUCAAUUCUUUAUCGUCCAAGACGCAUUAUUGAAAUGGAAGUAGCUGCUGCUGCUACUGCUGCGGCUGAAAAAGCAAAAAAGGAGCAACUUGAGAAGGAAACUAAUGAAAAAGAUCAACAAGGCCCACCACCACCACUUCGUUUAACUAUACCAAAACCUUUAGUUGUCAAUGAUAAAGGUCCAAUAACAAAUAAAAAGUUGUCAUCAUCAAUUUUAACAACAACAACAACAACACCUACAAUACCAUCAUCUUCAUCUUCAUUAUCAACAUUAACACUAACAACAACAAUAACAACAACAGCUGCAGUAGCAACAACGAUACCGACAACCACAACCACAACUUCAACGGUAACAAAUCCAAUGGCAAUAGAUGGAAUAAUUAAUAAAAAUGGUAUAAAUACUUCUUUAUUCAUUGGAAAUAUUCCAUCUGUCAAUCUUGGAAAUAAAAUUAUUGUCAGUCCACCAUUAAAUGAUUCAAAUGCAAAACAAAUACAUUCUCAUACAAAUAUUUCAACUAAUUUAUCAGAAUCAUUAACGAAUAUUGAUAAAAAUGAAGAAACAGCUCUUGAUCUAACAAAAAAAUCAACUUUAAUAUCAUCACCAGCGAAACUUCCAAGAUUAAAAUUAAAUAUUAAAAAUGUUUCAAAUCCUCAAAUAACAAAUAAUGCUUCAAAUCCACAGAUAAGUCCACCAACUACUAAAAAGCAAAUUCAACGACCGUCAUCAAGUACUAAACAAUUACCCAAUACUCAUGAGAAAGUCAAUUUAACAAUUCGAACCUCAUCAUUACCAUUAUUUGGAACAAAUGAAAAAAUUUCAAUGAUAAGUCCACCAUUAAUUGUUUCAAAUGAAAACCUUUUAAAUUCUAUUGAAACUUCAAAUAAUCCAAUUUAUGAAAACAAAAAACUAAAUGACUUCAAUCAAAUAAAUAUUCGUUCAGAACAAGGAUCAACUUCAAAUGAAAUAGAUCGACGAGAAAAGAAAAAGAAUAAGAAGAAAAAGCAUCAUAAUGAUCAACAUGAUCAAAAAGAUAAAAAGAUAAAAAAAGAACAAGAAAAUAAUUUAGUUGAACAACAAUUUAUGACAAUGGAUAUUGAUCCUAUUCCAUCAUCAUCAUCAUCAUUAUCAACAACAGCAGCAGCAGCAACAGCAACAGCAGCAGCAACAACAACAACAACAACAACUGUGACAACAUCCAAUACUUCAAUGACAAAUCAAUCAUCUGGAGGCACUAUUCGUUUAAAAAUAAAAUUAGGAAAACCAUCGAAUUCAGCAAAUACUCUUGAAACAAAUAAAUCUGAUGAUCAAUUUAAUUCAAUAAAUUUACACGAUAAUCAAUCAAACGCUCAACCAGAAUCAAAAACAAGUCCAAUACUUCUGAAAUUACAAGUUGGACCAGGAAAUAAUCCUUCAAUAUCUCCAUCGAUUUCGACUCGUCCGCCCAUUAUUUCAACAAUGAAUCGAUCAGCAUCACAAAAACGAAAAUCUGGAAAAGUCAAACGUGUUCCACAACCAACAAAUGCAACUAUAACGAAUUCUUCAUCAAAUAUUUUUUUUCAUGAAGAUAAUACUCUUUCAAUGGAUGAUCUUCCACUUGGCGAACGAACAUCACCAAAUAAACAUGUAAUAAAUAAUAUUCAAACAAAUUUACCUCAACAAAUUAUUUCAACACCAAUUAAAAAGAAAACAAAUGCAAAUAAAAAAAAAUCAAAUAAUAACAAACGAACAAAUAAUAUUGUUGGUGUUGCUGUUAUUGAAGAACGACGUAUCGAUCAUGAUUCACAAGAAAAAAUUUGGAUAUGUCCAUCAUGUAAUAGGCCUGAUAAUGGACAAGAAGCAAUGAUUGCAUGUGAUUUAUGUGAUGAUUGGUAUCAUUGGGAAUGCGUUGGUAUUGCUGAAGAACCUCCGGAAUCGAUUCCAUGGUUUUGUCCGAAAUGUCAUCGAUCAAAUUCUUCAACAGCAUCAGCACAAGGAAUAAAACCAUCAGCUUCAAGUAAAGCAAAACGAAAACGAGCUUCAGUUAUUUAUCAACAACAACAAAAACAACAACAAUAUCCACAACAAUAA